GCCAUGAAUUGGAAAAACUUUGCCGUGCCGAAUUGCCCUCCAACCGUUUACUAUGUGCCUGAUUUCAUCACAAAAGAGGAAGAAUGUUCAAUCAUGCAAGCGAUCGAUAAGACUCCAAAGCCGCGUUGGACACAGCUAUCGAAUCGACGGUUGAUUAAUUACGGUGGUGUACCUCAUCCAAAGGGGAUGAUAGCCGAAGACAUACCGGCUUGGUUAACGCGCUAUGUCGAUCGUAUCAAUCAGCUAAAUGUGUACGAGGAAGCGAUCAACGCGAACCACGUGCUUAUUAACGAAUAUCUUCCGGGGCAAGGCAUAAUGCCUCAUCUUGAUGGACCGCUGUUUUAUUCUACCAUUACAACAAUAUCCUGCGGCUCGCAUACGGUGCUAGAGUACUAUGAUCAAAUCGAGGACAGCGUCUCCGAUAGCAAUGGUUCUUUAGUCCGUCAGCAUGUGGCAAGCAUUCUGCUAGAACCGCGAAGUUUGCUCAUAGUAAAGGACGAUAUGUACCACAAGUACCUUCAUUCAAUAGCAGAUCAGGAGCAGGAUGUGAUCGAUGAUAGGGUAGCGAAUUUAUCGGUGCUAAACAACGUUAAUGUAGGGGACGUACUGCAAAGGGAAAAACGAAUAUCAUUAACGAUUCGUCACGUACCGAAAACAAGUAAAAUGAAAAUAAAAAUAUUUUAG
Molecule: messenger RNA, 684 nt
Organism: Anopheles maculipalpis
Lineage: Eukaryota; Metazoa; Arthropoda; Insecta; Diptera; Culicidae
Product: alpha-ketoglutarate-dependent dioxygenase alkB homolog 6
Exons: 2
Coding region: 4-684 (226 amino acids)
Source: RefSeq, a predicted model, not a curated record